AUGGACCGUCUGCUCGAUAUUCCCUCGCACGAGGCGCGCUUCGCCCAGCGCCACGCCGCCUCCUCCUCCGCGCCGACGCUGCCGUCCGCCGCCGCCCUCCGCACGGCCGCCUCCUCGCUGCCCUCCCCGUCCUCGCCGGCGUACCUCACCGGGGCGCCGGCCAGCGCCGUCGCCGCGCACAUUGCGCGCGACAUCGUGCCCGCACUCACCGGCCAGAACGCAUCCGCGCGCUACUUUGGCUUCGUCACCGGCGGCGUGCUGCCGCUCGCCGAGUGGGCCGACAACGUCGUCUCGGCGCUGGACCAGAACGUGCAGGUGCACCUGCCGACGCAGACAGCGGCGACGGGCGUCGAGGACGCGGCGCUCGAGAUGCUCGUGCAUGCGCUGCGGCUGGAGCGCGGCGGCUGGCGCGGGAGGACCUGCACGACGGGCGCCACGGCGAGCAACAUCCUGGGCCUGGCGUGCGGCCGCGAGCACGUCCUGGCGGGGGCCAGUGGCGAGGUCGGGCUCACGAGCAUGGGCCACAGCUCGCUCAGCAAGGCGGCGAGCGUGGUCGGGCUCGGCCGGCGCGCGGUGCGCGAGCUGCGGCUAUCGGACGCGGAGCCGUGGCGGUUCGACCUGGACGCGGCCGAAGCGGCCAUGCAGCGGCCCGGCGUGGCGACCAUUCUGGCGGUGAGCGCGGGAGAGGUGAAUACGGGACGGUACGCGCUGCAGGGCGUCGACGAGUGGCGGCGGCUGCGCGCGCUGGCGGACCGGUACGGCGCGUGGGUUCACGUGGAUGGAGCGUUUGGGGUGUUUGCGAGGGCGCUGGAACAGACGGAGGAGUAUAAGCUCUUGCAUGAGCGAGUCGAGGGCAUUGAGCUCGCGGACAGCAUCACCAUUGACGGCCAUAAACUCCUAAAUGUGCCCUACGACUGCGGCAUGUUCUUCUGCAAGUCCCCCGCCAUCAUGCAAGCCGUCUUCACCAACCCCAACGCCUCCUACCUCGCCUCCUCCACUUCCGCCACCAUCCCGUCGCCGCUCAACAUGGGGCUCGAAAACUCGCGCCGCUUCCGCGCGCUGCCCGUGUACGCGGUGCUGCUCUCUGAGGGCCGGCCCGGCCUCGCGGGUAUGCUGGGUGCCAUGGCGCAGCUGUCCCGCACCAUUGCCGCCUUUCUGCGCGAUUCGCUACACUACGAGCUGCUGCCGGAGAGCAGCAACGCCGCCGAGGAAAUUUUCGUGUCGGUGCUGUUCAGGGCCAAGGAUGCGGCGCUGAACGAGACGCUGGUGGCGCGCAUCAACGAGACGCGGCAGAUGUACGUGAGCGGCACAAUGUGGCGGGGAAAGACGGCGGUGCGCAUUGCCGUGUCCAACUGGCGGGUGAAUGUCGAGAGAGAUGCGGCGGUUGUGCGGGAGAUUUUGACCUGUGUUGCCGAGGGCCGGGUGUUUGAUCUCGGGAACUGCUGA
Molecule: messenger RNA, 1446 nt
Organism: Cordyceps militaris CM01
Lineage: Eukaryota; Fungi; Ascomycota; Sordariomycetes; Hypocreales; Cordycipitaceae
Product: tyrosine decarboxylase
Exons: 4
Coding region: 1-1446 (481 amino acids)
Biological process (GO): carboxylic acid metabolic process
Molecular function (GO): pyridoxal phosphate binding; carboxy-lyase activity
Source: RefSeq, a predicted model, not a curated record